UAUAAGCGUGUGCGGUGUGAACUGGUGUAACCCUGCAAAAAUGAAACAUACUGUAAGGGGGCAGUGGUUGGAGGUGGGAGAUUCACUCCAUCCACUCACAACUCAUCCAUUUGCUCUCUGCCUGAGAAAGUGAGAGCAUUGCACGUGCAGCAAAGCAGCCACAGCAGCAUUAGCUUCGCUGCACCCUUGUCUUUGUGGGUGUAUGAAACACAGUGUGUAGGAGGAAGAAGGUAGGUGGGUGCGCAGGUUUAUAAGUGGGCUAGAAGUCCGGUACUGCCUCAAACUGUUGAUUGUAAAGUCAGUAGGCCAACGUGACUGUUGAAGGUAAGCUCGCCUCUGUGACUGCACUUCCUCUGCCAAACAGUCGCUUUCCCUUCUGCACAACACUUUGUGUUAGCUUUAAAUCCUUCCAUGUGUGCUCAGGGCCUCUGUGCUCUUUCACUCUGUGUAAUCUAUGUUUUCAACUUGUCCUCCGGAAGUCUUUGUUGGAGAGCUACACACCCACCCAGCCAGCCCUCACUCUCCUCCUCUCUGCCUCACCACUUUCAUAGUACAUCUUUUUUUUCUUCUUUUUUUUUUUUUUUCUCAUUUGCAUUUCUUCCGCUUCCUCAACAAGAAACCGUUCACGUGAAAGAGCUGUGAGAGACAAUCAGACUGGAACACACGGCCUUGGAUGACAGGAGAGAUUGACAGCAGCAGGAACCCUGAGGAUGGGGCUGUUCCCUGCAGAAGACCAAGCUGGACGACUGUUGCUGAUUGAAGUGCAAAGUACAAAAGGUGGCUUUACCCUCUGAUCAGAUUACUCCACAAAUAUGACUGUCUGUCAGGAGACAAAGCUGCCACAUGCUACUGUGAACAUCAAGGGAAUGCCAUUUAAUUGGUGCGGACUGGAGACAGAACAACCGCUAAUGUCAGCAGACACAUUUCAUUUGAGUAUAUAAAAGCCUCUGAUCUCACUCCCUCAUCCCUCUCUUGAUGUGAGUCACUCUCCUCCAUUCCCUCCUGUAUAUAGACCUUGCUAUCCACGUUUGUGUCUCAUAUAUUUCCACUGGCUGCUUACAAAAAAAUAUCUUAAAAUGGUAUCACUCAGAUAUAGAUGUGUUUUUAUUUUGGUGCUGCAGGAUUGUGGACAUCAUUGCAAACCAUGUCUCCCUGGAUUGUAUCACCAUGCAGAAUCCAGACUGGAGUAAUUUCUAUAUUAGCCAUCUGUCCUAAAGAGUACAGCAUAUCUGUCAUAUCAUUUACUGCUUUCGUUCAUUUAUCCGUUGCUAUGCUCCUUUUAUUCUGUUAUUCUUCCACCGGUGCAAUAGCAAAAUAUUGUCUCUAAAUAGAUGGAUCUGCCCUGUUUGAUCUGAGGUCUAAUGCAAACUGUUCUUAUCUUACAGGUAAUUAGAGACCUGGCACUGGUGCAUCACGACAGCAGCGGGGUUACCAUGGAGACUGGCAGGCCAGGAUUGGCGAGUGUUCCAGUGCACAUCAGCUCCGUCGCAGCGCAGACAGAGAAAAGGAUGGAGGUCCAGGCCCCACUGACGGCUCUUUACAUCCACACAGCACAGCCUGCAGCUGCCCGGGAGCCGGCCACACUGCAUCUGGCCAUGCCUCCACUUUACUCCAAGGAGACGCUUCCCUUUCUGACACUUCAUAUUGCCGGAGGACUGCAGUCUCAGCUGGGAUUGAGUCUGCCAGCUGCUGCUGCACCCAGACCCAAGUCGGCAGGAAAGCACAUGUGUCCUCACUGUGGACGGGACUGUAUGAAGCCCAGUGUGCUGGAGAAGCAUCUGCGCUGCCACACUGGGGAGCGGCCUUACCCCUGCACCACUUGCGGAGUUUCCUUCAAGACUCAGAGCAACCUCUACAAACAUAAGCGUACUCAAGCUCAUGCCCGCCUCUCGUCUGAAUCGGAGCAGAGCAGCGUAGACAACAUGUCCAGCUCCAAUUUGUCUCUAGAUGAGCGCAGCGAGAAGUCCGGCAGCAUGGAAAAGGAUGCCACACUACCUGCUGCUGAGAUCACCUGUCCAGCCAGUGCUGCAAACGUCUACCCUGUAAAGACACAACGUUCUGUCAGUGAACAGAAUGUGAUGACCCCUGCGGGUCAGAUAACAGAAGCAAAUGAAAGAGAAGGAGAAAAACAGAGGCUGGGAAAUGAAAACCCUCCGCUGACUACCAGUCGACAUCUUCCCCUUCAAAGACAAGAAGCCACUCUGUUCUCCAAGCAGUGGGAGAGCUCCGAAUCCCGAAGAAAAUCCCAGAGCCACGAGAGCACAGACUCAGGCUUCAGUGAGAGCAGUGAGCACUAUCCGAGCCCUGGCAGCGUUUUACCUGACCACAGUAUGGAUUCCCUCACCGAGUCCACUAAGGAGCAUCUUGAAGAAACCCCCAGCACAGAAACCCCUUUGGCCCCAGGCCAGGAUGGACAGGAACCCAAAUACACUGCAAGGGAGCAGGAGCAGAAGACACUGGAAGAGCGCAUAUCUAAGCUAAUUUCAGAAAAUACAGCUGUCGUGGAGGACAAACAGCUGGAGAAUGUAAGGCCACGGAAGACAGUUCUGUCAAAGCAGGGUAGCAUUGACCUCCCCAUGCCGUAUACGUACAAGGACUCCUUUCACUUUGAUAUGAGGAUCAGUAAGACUCCCAAUUUUGGGUUACAAAGAAACAGGAAGCAUGAGUUCUACAGCUCUGUGCCCACUCAGCAAUCCAACACCAUGGAGCAUGCUCCCCUGACCCGCAGCAACUCCCUGCCUUUCAGCGUCACCCUCCUGCAGCCUGAGAGGAGCUGCCCAACCUCCUCCCAUAACAGGGAUUAUGUAACACUUGUGCGGAGGGAAAGCUCCGGCCACAUCAAUCCAACAGGUUUCUCAAUCAAGCCUGUAAACCAGCAUUCAUCCACCCAUCGCCCACUGGUCCGGCAGACGGCCGUAGACGGCAACCACGCAACAGACGGUCUCUUCGUGAAUUCAUCUGUGGAGGAGGCGUGCACCAGCAGUCUCAGCUGCGAUGGGGAUGGUGGUGACAUUUGCGGAGAGCCAAGCAACAGAAAGUUCCGGAGGAAGAAAGCACAGAAGUUUGCCUACAACAAGUGGUACAUGUACGGGGGAGGGACAUUUAAGAAGCUGUACAGUGCUGAGAAAGGUGGUGAUGACAGUGUUAUCAAAGGUAGGAAAUGUUUGACAAACCCAGAGCAUGAGGUUGUUCAGGGCCUGCCAAAAUUUAAUAAGGAGACAGUAACAACAACAGGAUCAACAAUCACCCUCAACAGCAGCAGUGCAACUCUGUGUCAUCCAGGCUGCCCUCCUGCCAAACUAUCUCUGGUCCCUGCUGGGGAUUUGAAUCUAAUAACCAGCCAGCUUCCGACAUCAUGCAGCUCUCUCAAGACUCCUCUCCAGAGAAACCUGUCUUUGUCAAUACUGCCAUUAUCUUCAAUUGGAUCAUCGGUUAGCCACCAAACAGACAGCAUGAGCAGAGCAGAACCUGGGAGAAUGAUCGAUGAAGAAAAACAUACUGACUCCACCUUGCAGCUCCGUGGAGCCCAUAUUCCCUCCGACAGGAAAAAACAGAAAACUGAUGACAAAAUAAUUUGCCCUCUGGAGAUUAAAACCGACCCAAACACACCAACUCAUCCCCUUCCCUCUGUCGCUGGCAUUGCGCCUCAGCAGGACACAAAUCUCAGUUAUAUCAACCUUCAAAAACAUACCCAGUUAAAAGCAGCUCUCUUCCCAACAUGCAUAAUCAAUGCAAAUACACCAUCUGUUAGCACCUCGCCAGCCACUUCCACACCCUCCCCUGCCAAGGCCAGCUUCCUACCCAAGUACCAGCUCAGGUUACCUAAUGCUGCUGAACCUGAUUCAAAUACUUCACCGCAUGUUGUGGAUAAACCAACGGGAACUUUCACCUCUGCUCUGUCAUCUUCUCACACUGAGCAAACCUCACUCUCGCUCAAAACGUCUGUCACCUCACCGUUGAUGCAGACUUGUGAUAUCAAAAAGACAAAUGCUUUUAGCUCCACACAAGACCAGCUCUUCUUGCCUUGCACAGCCACAACUAUGUGUCAGGCUAAAACAUCAAGACUAAGUCCAAAUGCUGUAGAGCACAGGCAAUUUGCAGCAAACACAAUAACCACAUCCUGCCUACAAAAUGAUCAGGCAGGAUUAUGCAGCACUUUAAUACACACUCUUAAAUCUGCACGGAGCUCAGCGCCUAUGCAGUUACCCAGACCUGAUGCACCCUCGAACAUCCCUGCAACACCUGCCGUAACCACAGCAAACACAGACCUCCAGAUCUGCCUCCAAAUCAUAUCUGACGAGCAGCUGGCUCUCAUGGAACCCCAAAUCGAGAGGCAAGCAGGUAGCACCCUCUCACAGAGAAGGGAUGUGAAAGCAGUGGCCUCUGAAGUGAUCCCGAAUAAAGCUCAAAGCUCUGUCACCAUGGAAAGUAGCAAUGAUGGAAGGGACCAUCACCAGCAAGGACAUCAACAGCAGAGGUACCAAAGUGAGUCCUUACCCACACACAAAAAACCUCCACUGUCUGCACAAAUUGGGAGGGCAGAGCCAAAUCUCCCCCUGACUAAAGACCGUAUUUCCACUCAGGCUACAGUAUCAGCUCAAUCUACACCUCCUGAAGCACUAGGCUCGUCGCUACGCCCACACCAAUACGCUCAUGUAAACAAGUUCACUGUGACUCAGAGCUCUACGGGCAAUAUAAUGUCAACUUCUGCUUCACUCAAAGGUGUAAAGUCAGGAAGGAGCCACACUUCAGAGGAGGAACAUGCCCUUUCUCUGAACCGUUGUGCUGAGGAGCAGCUUUUGCGGGACAGAAGGGUCAGCCAAGGUGGAUUGACCUUUCAAACACUCUCUGGCCAACACAAGCUCAGCGGGACCUCUCUCUCUCACUUUAAAAAUCAAGCAGCUUCAUGUAAUGUAGGCACAAUGAAAUCCACGGGCGAAGCCUUUGCAUACGGAAGCAGCAGGUUAGAAAGUGGAGAAACCCAACCCCCUCUGCAGGUCGGCCUCAGUCAGGCCUCCGGUGCUGCAGGUGCUGAUGAACUCUCUGGGUCAGUUUCUUCAAUUUCCAUCAAUAAAUGCAAAGCUUCAAGACAGUUGAACUCACAAGCAACCAUCUAUGGCAGUAAUUCAGUGGAAUCAACAUUAUCAGAGGCAUUCAUUUCAAUGAAACAUGCAAACAUGGGAUGUGACAGGGUGGGACCUUCAGAGGGUUCCCAGGAAAUGACUCCAAGUGAAUUACAGGAUUUAAACAGUUCAGCCCACUCAGAAAAACAACUUGCUCACUUUAUUUCAGUGUCUUCUAACAUCAGUUUAGAAGGACCCAAAGACAUCACAGCUGUGCUUACAAGUAUUCAGAGCGCUCCUGCAGAAGGACCCCCCCUGGCCCAGACACUGGGACAUGGAGAGGCCCCUGGGCAUCCAGACUGCAGGCCCAGGAAGAGCCAAGAGGAUGGAAGGACAAACGUCCAAUGCAUGGAGGGGCGAGGUGGUGGAGGGGUGGCAGGAGAGGAUAAGAACAGAGAGGUUGAGACGGACGAGGUGCCGGGACAGUGGGAAAAGGCCGAGUCAAACUGCACAUACACGUGUUUAGCUGAUAUGGCAAAGCCAGAGGGAGAAGACAGAAGGGUAAAGGUGGAUUCCUUUAAAGACCCUUGGCUAUCUGAGCAGCAUCUUCAUAAUCUUUCCCAGACACACUCAGGAAUGUCUGAGAACCCUCCACAGAGCCCUCAUCAAGCUCCAAGCAAGUCUAACAACCUGAAUCAUUGUGCCAGCAGCAGUCAGAAGAGUCUUUUCAAUCCUCCACAGGCUCCACUGGACAUGAACAACUUCUAUUUCUCACAACAACACUGGGAAAGCAGCAUCCUCCAUAACCAACAAACACAGAUCUUAUGUGAAUCAGAUUCAAGUCAAGGUAUCAGAGCACAGGCCCCAUUAACAGAAACACAACAUGCUCUUUCACAGAUUGAGUCCAGCCCUCAGCAAACACCAACAUGUUCCCACCAGGACCAGCAGCAGAGCAGCAUCUCAGCUAACAACAUCCCAGCAGUGAGCUCAAGUGUCUCGCCUGACGUCAACACAUCACCCUCCACUCACCCCAGCCAUUUUUUUUAUUCUGUUCGAGUCAGUAAAGCUGCUGCUGGAUUGACAGGGGAAACGUCAUCAGAGCCCUUCACGUCCCCAGAACCUGAUGACUAUCAAGACACCAAGGAUACAGCAGCAACUGACUGCACGAGUCAGAGCAGUGACAUUACCAACAAAUGCCACUCUUUUUACUUGUCUGGCCAGCUUUGUGGCUACGAGCCAGAUUGUCCGCCCAGUGGAGUACGGCCUGUUCAAAGCUGCCUGGAAUACACAGAAGACACCAGCAGUAGUGACGAUGAAGGAAAGCUUAUCAUUGAACUUUAGGGCAAUAUGCACAUAUUUAUCUGCUGCAGAGAUAUGUUUUUCAGAGUGGAGGCAGAAAUAAUAUCUAUGGCCGAGUUAAGUUAGUGGGCAGAGCCAAAAGAACCACAUGUGUAAACUCAAAAUAACUGCCAUUGACAUUAACGGUCAAUGGGCAACUUGCAAGAAUAGUAGGUUGAAUAAUGCUGCGUUCAUGUCCUAUCACACAAAGGAGUUCCAAGAUAGUAGUGUGACGGUAUCUCCCACAUGAAAUCACUGAACCAAUCCCACAUGACAUCACUGAACCAAACACAAAACAGCUGCCAAGCCACCAUCGCAGGCACUUAUAAAAUCCAUUAAAUGGAGCAAUACACUGUUUAUAUCUGGUUUCAUUUGUAAACAAACAAGUCCAAAUAUGUAACAUGAUAAAAAAAUGGCUAAUUUAGCCUUACUUUCCAUUUACCUGGUGUGACUACAAAGCUAAUGGGGCUAACCAUCUGGGAUUGAUUCAAUCGAUUUGUGUCAAUAACUGGAGGUUUGAAUGCAGCAUUACACAUGUAGGGGCUUGCCUGCAGCCUGCAAUACACCACACCAAACACCCAGGCUUACUGAAUAUAUGAAUGAAUAUGAAUGGCAUUGACCAUGUUUUCAUUUUUUCAUUUGUGACAUUCGAUGUCACAAACGUUUCUGUCUGUUACCUCAUUAUAAAAAUGAACAAUCAUCAUUUAGGAAUCACUUACAAGCACUGAAGAUAGCAUGGUUGUUGUUUCUGUUAGCAGAGUGUGCAUGCUUCACAUUACUCGCUCCCCCCUGCUUCCCCUGAUGUCUGUUUUGCCUCAUGAGUGUUGACAAAAAGAUUGCGGCUGCUUCUAAUCUAACCAAUGAGAUGACUUCUGCACCUAUGAACUGUUAUACUACUUCUCACACAUCAUCUGUGCCGCCUACCUUCCCUCACUCACUCUCUCUCUCUCUCUCUCUCUCUCUCUCUCUCAUUAAGUGCACUCUGUAACUUUCCCAGACAACACCUGUGCGUGUGACUCAUGUGCACAUGCUGCCAAAUAGCAGUUAGUAGAUCUCUGCUGCCAAUCAGAUCACCCAGGUGAAGCGGCCAUUGGCUGGAUGGGCAUGACCCUUUUCCCAGUCUGAGUUUUGUAAUGAGUCAGCAGCUAUGAUUAGGCACCGGCACUCACGACAACAGGAAAUGGGUGUAUGUGAACAUUUCUGUACAUAAUUCCACAACUAUAACUCACGCUGACUUAUUUGUCAAUCCUCAUCCCAGUAUUGGUCAUAAAACAUUUUGGACUUGACAGGUUUAUGUGUGCAGGAAAGUGAGCUGAUUUAUUAUUGUGUGAAAAAUAUGAAUAUUUGUUUAGUUGUCAUUUUUUCUAAUUUUAUAUUCUUGUAUAAGUAAGCAUAACUGAUAAAACAAAUACAUUCAUCUUCCAUUCAUUGCAUUUAUUGUUUACUGUUUUAAACCAUUUUAACAACAGGAGAGGUCAAUUAAAGAAUUUUCCUGGUCUGAU
Messenger RNA from Perca flavescens (yellow perch), 7903 nucleotides. It is a transcript of the gene znf831, whose product is annotated as zinc finger protein 831. NCBI's taxonomy places the organism in Eukaryota, Metazoa, Chordata, Actinopteri, Perciformes, Percidae. The transcript is spliced from 5 exons. The coding region runs from base 1362 to 6404 and encodes 1680 amino acids. The record is from RefSeq and is a predicted model, not a curated record.